CGGGGGCGGCUCCCGGGGGCGCGCAUGUCCGGCCCCGCCCGUUAAAUUCCGGCGGGCCGGGCCGGGCCGGGACCACCGGGCCUGCCCCUGCUGCUCUCGCCAUGGCCACUGAGGCCGAGCCCGGCCGCCGCCGCCGCUGCUGCGGGCAGGACACGCCCGAUGUUCCCAAGGUCCCGGAUCCCCGCGGCGACAGCGACGGCCCCCGCCGGGGCUCCCUCUGCGAGCGGCACUGCGCGGCCAUCAACAACGACCUGGGGGACCUGGGCUGCCACCUGCACCGCCCCCGUGUCCCCACAGCCGUGUCCACCCCGUCCUGCUGCCAGCAGCACUCGGAGGAGGUGUGCGAGAGCUGCGUGCUGAAAACCACCCUGACGGCCGAGAACGCCGUGGAGGCCAACAAGCUCUCCAACAACUACAAGUUUGGCUUCAAGAAAUGGAAGAGCCACGUGACGGCACGGCCCUGGGAGGACCGAUCAGAGAUUGUCAAGGAGCUCUACUCUGACCUCACUGUCAUCCGAGGCUCUGCAGGGUCCACGCUGACCUGUGGGAAUGUCCUUUACCUGCUGCUCUUCGGCUGGUGGCUCUCGCUCCUCUACGUCCUCGUGGCUGCCGUGAUGUUCGUCACCGUCAUGGGGGCUCCUUAUGGGCAGCUCUGCUGGGACCUGGCCGGGUAUUUCCUCUGGCCCUUUGGCAAAGUGAUCCAGCAAGUGGAGGUCCCCAAAUCCCAUCAGGCGUGUGAGGCCGGCGUGGGGGAGAGCUCAGCGCUGCUCGGGGGUCCCACGCCGCUGCGCUGGCGCCCACCGUGCUGGGCGGGCACUGGAUACUGGCGCCGUGUCGGCACCGCGGUGUGGCUGUGCCUGGGCUACCCGGCGCUGGCGCUGGCCCACGGGCUCGUGUGUGUCACCGCGUGGCUCCUCAUCGUCCUCAUCCCCGUGGCCAAGCUGAGCGCCCGCGCCGCCUCCCGUGUGCUGCUGCUGCCCCCGCAGCGCGUGCUCGUCCGGCGCCUGAGGACGACAGAGGUGCCUCUGGAGGGAGAGGUGAUUCUGUGCUGCUACCGCGCCGCCAACCCCUACUACUACAAAUACGCCGUGGACGGCAUCAACGUCUUUGCUGUCAACCUGCUGCCCCUGGUGCUGGUGACGCUGGUGCUGGGCUACGUGGACAGCCCCAACCACCUGACCGGCUCCGCCGUCAAGUUCACCUUGGCCCUGCUCUCCAUCAUGCCCCUCUCCUACUACAUCGGCAUGGCCAUCGCCAGCAUCUCAGCCCAGAGCAACUUCGCGGUGGGGGCGGUGGUGAACGCCACGUUCGGCUCCAUCACCGAGCUCACCUUCUACAUCACCGCCCUCAUCAAGGGCUCGCGUGAGGGCAACCGCUGCUACGCCGAGGUGGUGAAGUCGGCGUUGACAGGGACACUGGUGGGCUGUGUCCUCUUUGUGCCGGGUCUGUGCAUGGUGAUCGGGGGCAUCCGGCACCAGGAGCAGCGGUUCAACAGCCGCUCCGCAGGCGUCAGCUCGGCCCUGCUCUUCCUCUCCGUGGGAGGUGUCUUUGCCCCAACGCUCUUCUCCAAGGUGUACGGGAAGCUGGUCUGCGGCGAGUGCCACAACGUCACCCAGAACCCACUGGGACACUACCUCUGCCACAACUGUCACUUCGACCUGAUGGACAACAACGGCACCCUCUACUACAGCCACGUCCAACCCCUGGUGUACACGGUGUCCAUCCUGCUCCCUGCUGCCUACCUCAUCGGGCUCUUCUUCACCCUCAAAACCCACACGCACAUCUACGACAUCCACAUCAGCGACUGUCACAUGCCUGGCCACCACCACAGCGCCGUGGUGCACUGGUCCCGCUGGCGGGCCCUGCUCAUCCUCCUGCUCUCCACCCUCUGCAUGUCUGCCUGUGCUGACCUGGCCACGGAGCACAUCAGCCCCAUCCUCACCAACUCCACCAUCUCCCAGUAUUUCAUCGGUGUCACCGUGCUGGCAAUGGUGCCCGAGCUGCCGGAGAUUGUCAAUGGCAUCCAGUUUGCCCUGCAGAACAAUCUGAGCUUGAGCAUCGAGAUCGGGAACUGCAUCGCGGUGCAGGUCUGCAUGCUCCAGAUCCCCAUCCUGGUGCUCUUCACCAUCUUCUACCCCACCAACUUCACGCUGGUCUUCAGCGACCUCCACGUCUAUGCCAGCAUGUUCAGCGUGGUGCUCAUGAACUACAUCUUCAUGGAUGGCAAAUGUGACUAUUUCCAAGGCACGGUGCUGGUGAUGGUUUACUUCAUCCUCCUCGCCGUGUAUUUCUUCGCCCCCUCGCCCAGUGGCUGCUGAGGUUUGGACUCUCCUUUCUCCAACCCCCUCGUUGGGAUCAGCACUGCCAAGACCUUUCCGGUGUCUCAGGGACUCGGCCGGGCUGGCUCCGGUCUGGAAGCGCCGUUUCCUGGAGCUCCUGCUGCUGCUGGGCUCCCCCGGGGGGCUCCAGGGAUGGGAAGGGGGGUGGCAAUGGUGAAAUGAGGAGCCUCCCAGCCAGAGCACGUCACAGAGGCAUCUCCAGCCCACGCUCGAGUGGCUGGAGGGAGAACUGUCCUCGGAGGAGGGUCUGGAAGGGGAUUUCUGUGUGACAGAGCCCUCCCUGGGGAUGUGCUGCACUGAGAGGAGGUGCCUGAGAAGUCCCUCAUCCUCCCGGGCCUGGAGGGGCCUGGGAAUUGCACACGGGAUGUUUGAUGGCACCAGAAAUGCACCCAAAGGUAUUUUCGGCUGUUUUGUCAUUAAAGCAGUUUUGUACGAAUCAGAAACAGGUUUGUUUCUCCUUGAAUGAGCCUCAGCCACCAGCCUGGGCCCCUCCAUGGCCUCCAUUCCCUGUCCUCUGUCACCUCAGCCCAGAGAAGCAGGGGUGGCUGUGGGCUCCAGCUUUCUCCGUGACCCUCCCAAAGCUCCAGCUCAUUUCCAGCCUGGCCUUGUCCGACUGUCCUCGGUCCUCCUGCCUUUGAGGUCUGUCCCAGAGUCCAAAGGAUGCUCCUGGUGUUGUCCACCGGGUGUGACAGGCUGGGGACAUCUCCCUCCACGCAGGGAAACGCCAGUGAAUGUGGUGAGAGGACAAAGUUGGGGCUUGGAUUGAUUUAUUAUCUUUAAAAACAAAAAUUACCCCAAAGCAAUACACUGACAGAUCAAUUAACACAGGCAAGGAGGCUCUGGUGCUUCUUCCCCCUCCCCUGUUCCAUCAGACAGAAACCAGGGAAUGCUGGCACGGGAAUGUUGGAGCAUGAAAGGCUGGACAGCCCUGAGUGAGGCAGGGAGCAGCCUGGGAUCGCCCUCCUCGUUAGCAAUUAAUGAAGCAGCUUCAUGAAGCCUUUUUGUUUUCCUAGUGAGGCUCAGCACAGACAAUCCUGCUGUCCUCAGUCUGGGAGCACUGCCGGGUGAGUAGCUGGAGCUGCUGAUGGCAGGACAGGGGAGGAUGGAAAAGGGGAGCAGAAGCUGUAGGAGAACCUGCUCAGUGCCAUCUCAUUACUGAGGUGAAACAAAGCAUCUCUCCUGGGGUGAGGGAUGCUCGGGAAUCCCGUUCUGAGCUGCCUUUCCCUGUCUCCUUACAUCCUGUCCCCAUCCCAGGCAGCACUGUGGGUGCUCUUAUCCCUUUUCCAGCAGUUGCUGCAGGUGCUGGAUCCUUUCCCUCUCCCUCAGGGAAUUGGAAUUAAAGCUUUUACCCACAGGGAGUGGCCCAGCAGCGAUUAAAGCCCCCUCAGCAGGAGCUGUGAGCUCAGUGCUUAAACCAAACCAUUUUUUUAGCAGGAGCAGCCUCCAAGGAUCCUUGUGUCCCUCAUGCAGCAGCCAGUGGAGGUUAUGGAAUGGGAAAGACCCCUGGAAAUCCAUCAGGGGUGAUGCUUGUACAGCUUCUCUUAGCAAAAGGGAACUCCCUGGGCCUUUGUGGUUCCCCUGGUGAUGCUUUCCCAGCUCCUGGGGGUGGAGGGGUCUGCAGGGAUCAAGUCCAGCUCCUGCCCUGCCCAGGACACCCCAACAAUCCCACCCCGGCUCUGAGGGUGUUGUCUGAACACUCCUGGAGCUCUGGCAGCUGUGCCACUCUCUGGGGAGCCUGGCAGAGCAGGACAACCCCCUGAUGUCCCCAGGACAGAGAUGUCCCCAGGACAGAGAUGUCCCUCCUGGCUCCAGGGCGCUGCUGGCUCAGGACCCCCAGGUCCCUUCCCACAGCCUGUCCUGGACACACUUUGCUGAAGUCUGAAGAUUCCAUCUCCUGCUCUCCGCAAUCCAGGUGGGCUGUGCUGCUGUAGUAACAGGAAAUCAGGGUGGCCAGGCAGGACUUCCCUCUCCUGAAGCCGUGCUGGCUGUGACCCGUCUGUGUUGUCCACCAGAGGUUUGUUCCAUACUUCCCAGAAUAAUCUUUUCCAGGAUUUCACCAGGCCCUGAAGUGAGACUGACAGCCCUGUGGUCUCCAGGGUCAUCCCUUGAGAACUGGGACCAGUUUCCAGCCAGCUGAGACCAGUCCAGAGUCCCAAGACUGCUCCAAAACCAUCGAGAGAGGCUCUGUGACAGCUUCAGAGAAAGCUCCAGAGUAAGGAAAACCCAAGAACCUAAGGAAUGAGCUUGCUGAGAGAUCCAGGCUUGGAUGGCUCCAGUAUCACCUUGGGGAUGAGGGAGAUGCUCCUUAAAGCAGGUGAGAGAAAACCCACACAGGGAUGACCAGGCUGCUCCAGGGUAAAUGUCCCACGAGGCAAAGACAGAGGGGUGGAUAGUCAGCCUCAGAGUCUGGGAUAGAAGGAGCUGGAAAAUGGAAAAUUCUGCAGGUCACUGCAAGCCAGAGCAGGAGGGCAGGGAACCCUUCCUCAGCCCACAGCUGGCUCUGGAUUCAGCAGCCACGGAGGUGGGAAGGGGCUGAAAUGCACAAUUCCUGCAAAGGUGCAAUGCAAGGAAAGGAGACACUGGAGCUCCCAGCAGCUCCCACCAGUUCCUGUGGUCCAAGCACCUGAGAAAGCCUCGGCUGUGAUGUCCAGCCUUUGUUUUUCUGUGCCUUGAAGGGAGGA
This is a messenger RNA of Prinia subflava (tawny-flanked prinia), 5020 nucleotides long. RefSeq lists its product as uncharacterized. Gene Ontology annotation, molecular function: calcium:proton antiporter activity. Gene Ontology annotation, cellular component: membrane; endomembrane system. Bases 102 to 2318 code for a protein of 738 amino acids. Lineage: Eukaryota; Metazoa; Chordata; Aves; Passeriformes; Cisticolidae. The transcript has 20 exons. The record is from RefSeq and is a predicted model, not a curated record. Gene Ontology annotation, biological process: intracellular calcium ion homeostasis; calcium ion transmembrane transport.